AUGUCCGACGCGAACCACCACCAGUGGCAGCCACACCCUCCACCGUGUAUUUCAUCGCCUUUUGCGUCUUCUAGCCCGCCAGAACGGACACUUCCCCUCGCUCGCCCCGAUUGGCCUUUGCCUCUCAGGACUCAUUCUUCUCAAUCCUCUCACCUCCAGAGGUCUACUUCUUCGGCAUCAGCUACUUCCUCAUCAGCAAAUUGGGACCUAGCCCGAGCUAGAAACAGCGGAUCGGUCGGUGGAAUUCCGGGGGGCAGCCCUGUUUCGAGUGGCAGUAACAUGUCUUCGUUUCUGUCGCGUUCGACUUCAAGCCGCAUGUCGUGGCAAUCGAACCAGACGUUACGAAAUAAUGCUGGAUCAUCCUAUUCUACGGCAAAUGAAGAUACAAUGCAUUGGUCAUUCAUGGGUUUUGAAUGGGUAGUGCGAGACGUACACAAGCUUCGAGACUUUGUGGAAGGCCCGGAUGCUCUGUUACUCAGUAAGAGCGAAGACGAAAACAUCGGUGGCAACGCCGGUCAUGGCAAUACUGGAAUUGGCGGUGAACCUGCUGAAAGCGCUGCCGUUGCUGAUGAGUUUGAGGUUCUCAAACAAUCUCCCAUAAUAGUUGACAACAAAUUUCAAGUUGAGAUUGCUCGUACUUCUCAGGUGCCUGGAACAACGAACCCCAACACAUUAUCUCUCUAUAUCGCUUGCCUCACUCUGGACACCUCUUAUGCAGACUAUGAAGUGUCUGCAUCCAUGAUGACUGCUGUGAGGUGUCAAGAUGACCGUGGAGGCAGACGCGGAGCUCGGCCAGAUUGGGUCUGGGAGAACUGGCAGAGUGAUUGGGUCUUCAGAGAGGGAAACGAGGUCUGGUCGUGUUCUCUUCCUCCGCUUUCGGCACUCAUGGAAGGCAAUUCUCGAAUACGUGACACAGACUCGUUGGUGAUAUGUGUUCAGAUACAUUGUCCUGUGGGACCUUUCUUCCCCUCUCAUCCUUCCGCAUACUAUGUUCCGAAGGACUUGUUGGACGGGCUUGAAGCGUCAUUAGACAACCCGAACACCGGGGAUGUUCGUUUCGUAUGCCUCGAACGAUACACUCCAGACGACCUACCGCCAACUCCAACAAAUGUCUCCUCUCCGGCCUCACACCGAUCGGCUUCCGCCAUGUCAUCCUAUUCUCACUCAUCGCAAAUGACAGCUCGCAAGCGCAUUAUUUACGCCCAUUCAGACAUUCUUAUCCGCCGGUCUGAUUAUUUUGCUACUAUGCUUUCAUCAUCUUUUUCUGAGAAUCAAGCCCAUGUGCCCGGUGAACGCAAGAUAUAUAAUAUCGUCGUUGAAGAGGCCGAUUUCGAAACCAUUUAUUGGCUGUUGAAAUAUUGUUAUGCGAAUUGGUUGUUGUUCAAAGAAGUGGAUGACCCGCGAGCUGCUGUAGAUGGCGUCGGGGCCGGCUGGAGUGCUCAUUGGUUACAUGCUAGAGGUGGUGAAUGGAGCUGGAAGACCUUCGGCAAGGGAAUAAGUGAAGAUGGUGAUACAAGGAGUGCAGUAAGUGGGGAAGGAGGCCAGAACCUUCCUCCACCAACACCUACAUCAUUGCAAUCUGGCGCACCAAUACCAGCAGUACCGGGUACCAAUUCCAUUGCAGGCGGAACUACUUCGGGAGCUUCCACAACCUCUCGAGUAUCAACCAAAACAGUCACCUCUCCUCCUCGACCGUCAAACAGCAAUACAACCACUACGGGUGGAACAACAUCUUCAGGCAAUCCUCGACGUGUUGCUGGUGGACCGACAACGGCUGCGACUCUGCCGAUAGUUGUGCCCGGAUCGGGCUCAGUUCGCUCAAAGCAAACGCCUUCAUCGGUUGCAAUCCCACGACAUACAUCAAACUACACUCAAGGACCCUCUUCCUCCACCCAUUACCCACCUAUUUCGCCCCGGACAGGUAGAAUGCAAGUAUCCAACGGGCCUGGCGCCAGCAUGAUAUCAAGUCCUGACCCGCACCAACAUCCAACACCUCCUCCACCACCAGCAUCAGCACUUUCGGUGUACCAAGUUGCUCACAGGUACACGAUGCCUGCACUUGCUAAUUUGGCGUUGGAGCAUAUGAUAUCCACUAUCACACCUCAAACAAGUUUUGCACUCCUCUUGGCUAGUUUAGCUUGGGAUGAACUUCACGGGAUGGUGGAGGAUUAUGUGGUUGAGAAAUGGGAUGAGGUGUCGGUGUCUGGCGAGUUUGAGAGGUGUUGUAAUGAAGUAGCGGCCGGAGAGUGGGGACCGGAGGGUGGAAAAACACUGAUGGCACUUUUCCGCCGUUUGAAAUCUCCAACUUGA
Marasmius oreades (fairy-ring Marasmius) is the source of this 2310-nucleotide messenger RNA. RefSeq lists its product as uncharacterized. Gene Ontology annotation, molecular function: ubiquitin protein ligase binding. The transcript is spliced from 6 exons. The coding region runs from base 1 to 2310 and encodes 769 amino acids. The record is from RefSeq and is a predicted model, not a curated record. Gene Ontology annotation, biological process: regulation of proteolysis; proteasome-mediated ubiquitin-dependent protein catabolic process. Lineage: Eukaryota; Fungi; Basidiomycota; Agaricomycetes; Agaricales; Marasmiaceae. Gene Ontology annotation, cellular component: cytoplasm.